AUGAAUGAAAUUGAUUUAAUUAAAGAGGUAGAGAAACGUCCGAUUUUGUACGACAAAUCAGUGAGUGGUUUUAAUAAAACAAAGUUGAGGGAUGACGCCUGGAAGGAGGUUCAGGAAGCGUUGAACGUGUCAGAAGCCGAAUGUAAAAAGCGAUGGCGUUCAUUGCGGGAUUCCUUCAUAAAACUGCAGCGGACUCACGGUGGCCGCACGCGUUGGCCAUACCACAAUGCCAUGAGGUUCCUAUUACCGCAUGUAGAACCGAAAUCUGAAUCUUCAACAAAACGAGAAACCUCUGACUCGGAACCAGAAGAAGAAGUCCGUCACCGUCCAGGUCAAUCUCUUCCUGAUCUCUUUUUAGAACCGCGACUAGAGGAUGAAGAUGACUUUCAGCCGAAGAAACCUCGACUGAACUCCUCUGAUGAUGAGCUUCAGAGAACAGACCCGGAUGAGCUAUUCCUAUUAAGUUGCGCGUCGACCCUCAAAAGACUUAAUGCCAAGCAAAAUGCUGUAGCUAGACUUAAAAUACAACAGGUACUAUAUGAAGCUGAAUUCGGCACUCAAAUGGAGCUUCCAUACGUUACUCCGGCCAGCGAUUGUGAUUAUGAAAACGUUGACGGUUCAGUUGAAUAA
Pieris macdunnoughi is the source of this 630-nucleotide messenger RNA. The record is from the annotation of a GenBank genome assembly. Lineage: Eukaryota; Metazoa; Arthropoda; Insecta; Lepidoptera; Pieridae.